AUGGUUGUGGUCACAUUCUUGCCAGUAGCAAAUAAUGAUAGCAUAGAGCUGAUCACUGUGAUCAGCGGCGCAGUCACCUGGGCCCAGCACCCUGUGAACAACAACGGAAUCAUCUCCUUCCUGAAGGAAGUUUCUCAGUUCACCCCAGUGGCCUUCCCCAUUGCCAAGGACCGCUGCGUGGUGGCAGCCUUCUGGGCAGAUGUGGACAACCGGCGUGCAGGCGAUGUGUACUACCGGGAGGCCACCGACCCAGCCACGCUGCGCCGAGCCACGGAGGAUGUCAGACACUACUUCCCCGAGCUCCUGGACUUCAAUGCCACCUGGGUUUUUGUUGCCACCUGGUACCGAGUGACCUUCUUUGGAGGCAGUUCCUCAUCCCCUGUCAACACAUUCCAGACUGUGCUCAUCACAGACGGCAAGCUCUCCUUCACCAUCUUCAACUAUGAGUCCAUCGUGUGGACCACAGGCACACACGCCAGCAGCGGGGGCAAUGCCACUGGCCUGGGGGGCAUUGCAGCCCAGGCUGGCUUCAAUGCGGGCGAUGGACAGCGUUACUUCAGUAUCCCCGGCUCGCGCACGGCAGACAUGGCCGAGGUGGAGACCACCACCAACGUGGGUGUGCCCGGGCGCUGGGCGUUCAGAAUCGAUGAUGCCCAGGUGCGCGUGGGGGGCUGCGGCCAUACAACCUCCGUGUGCCUGACCCUGCGCCCCUGCCUCAACGGUGGCAAGUGCAUCGACGACUGUGUCACGGGCAACCCCUCCUACACCUGCUCCUGCCUCUCGGGCUUCACGGGGCGGAGGUGCCACCUGGACGUGAACGAAUGUGCCUCCCAGCCCUGUCAGAACGGCGGGACCUGCACUCACGGCAUCAACAGCUUCCGCUGCCAGUGCCCGGCCGGCUUUGGGGGACCCACCUGUGAGACAGCCCAGUCCCCCUGUGACACCAAAGAAUGUCAAAAUGGUGGCCAGUGCCAGGUGGAGAACGGCUCUGCGGUGUGUGUGUGCCAGGCUGGAUACACUGGAGCAGCUUGCGAGACGGAUGUGGACGACUGCAGCCCUGACCCCUGCCUGAACGGAGGCUCUUGUGUUGACCUAGUGGGGAAUUACACCUGCUUGUGUGCAGAGCCCUUCAAGGGACUUCACUGUGAGACAGGAGACCACCCAGUGCCGGACGCCUGCCUCUCGGCCCCUUGCCACAAUGGGGGCACCUGUGUGGAUGCGGACCAGGGCUACGUGUGCGAGUGCCCCGAAGGCUUCAUGGGCCUGGACUGCAGGCAGAGAGUCCCCGAUGACUGUGAGUGCCGUAACGGAGGCAGAUGCCUGGGCGCCAACACCACCCUCUGCCAGUGCCCCCCGGGAUUCUUUGGGCUUCUCUGUGAAUUUGAAAUCACAGCCAUGCCCUGCAACAUGAACACACAGUGCCCAGACGGCGGCUACUGCAUGGAGCACGGUGGGAGCUACCUCUGCGUCUGCCACACCGACCACAAUGCCAGCCACUCCCUGCCAUCACCCUGCGACUCGGACCCCUGCUUCAACGGAGGCUCCUGCGAUGCCCAUGACGACUCCUACAUCUGCGAGUGCCCGCGCGGUUUCCACGGCAAGCACUGCGAGAAAGCCCGGCCACACCUAUGCAGCUCCGGGCCCUGCCGGAACGGGGGCACGUGCAAGGAGGCAGGCGGCGAGUACCACUGCAGCUGCCCCUACCGCUUCACCGGGAGGCACUGUGAGAUCGGGAAGCCAGACUCAUGCGCCUCUGGCCCCUGUCACAACGGCGGCACCUGCUUCCACUACAUUGGCAAAUACAAAUGUGACUGCCCCCCAGGCUUCUCCGGGCGGCACUGCGAGAUAGCCCCCUCCCCCUGCUUCCGGAGCCCGUGUGUGAAUGGGGGCACCUGCGAGGACCGAGGCACGGAUUUCUUCUGCCACUGCCAAGCGGGGUACACGGGACGCCGGUGCCAGGCAGAGGUGGACUGCGGCCCCCCAGAGGAGGUGAAGCACGCCACACUGCGCUUCAACGGCACGCGGCUGGGCGCGGUGGCCCUAUAUGCAUGUGACCGCGGCUACAGCCUGAGCGCCCCCAGCCGCAUCCGGGUCUGUCAGCCACAUGGUGUCUGGAGUGAGCCUCCGCAGUGCCUUGAAAUUGAUGAGUGCCGGUCUCAGCCGUGCCUGCAUGGGGGCUCUUGCCAGGACCACGUCGCUGGGUACCUGUGCCUCUGCAGCACAGGCUACGAGGGCACCCACUGCGAGCUGGAGAGGGAUGAGUGCCGAGCUCACCUCUGCAGAAAUGGAGGCUCCUGCAGGAACCUCCCGGGGGCCUAUGUCUGCCAGUGCCCUGCAGGCUUCGUUGGAGUCCACUGUGAGACAGAGGUGGACGCCUGCGACUCCAGCCCCUGCCAGCACGGAGGCCGGUGUGAGAGUGGCGGCGGGGCCUACCUGUGCGUCUGCCCAGAGGGCUUCUUCGGCUACCACUGCGAGACAGCGAGUGACCCCUGCUUCUCCAGCCCCUGUGGGGGCCGUGGCUACUGCCUGGCCAGCAACGGCUCCCACAGCUGCACCUGCAAAGUGGGCUACACGGGCAAGGACUGUGCCAAAGAGCUCUUCCCACCGACGGCCCUCAAGAUGGAGAGAGUGGAGGAGAGUGGGGUCUCCAUCUCCUGGAACCCGCCCGACGGCCCAGCCGCGAGGCAGAUGCUUGAUGGCUACGCGGUCACCUACGUCUCCUCCGAUGGCUCCUACCGGCGCACGGACUUUGUGGACAGGACCCGCUCCUCGCACCAGCUCCGGGCCCUGGCGGCCGGCAGGGCCUACAACAUCUCCGUCUUCUCAGUCAAGCGCAACACUAACAACAAGAAUGACAUCAGCAGGCCUGCCGUGCUGCUGGCCCGCACGCGACCCCGGCCUGUGGAAGGCUUCGAGGUCACCAAUGUGACGGCCAGCACCAUCUCGGUGCAGUGGGCCCUGCACAGGAUCCACCAUGCCACCGUCAGUGGGGUCCGCGUGUCCAUCCGCCACCCUGAGGCCCUCAGAGACCAGGCCACUGAUGUGGAAAGGAGUGUGGACAGGUUCACCUUUGGGGCUCUGCUGCCUGGGAGGAGGUACACCAUCCAGCUGACCACCCUCAGUGGGCUCAGGGGAGAGGAGCACCCCACGGAGAGCCUGGCCACCGCACCAACACACGUGUGGACCCGGCCCCUGCCUCCAGCAAACCUGACGGCCGCCCGAGUCACGGCCACCUCUGCCCACGUGGUCUGGGAUGCCCCGACUCCAGGCAGCUUGCUGGAGGCUUAUGUCAUCAAUGUGACCACCAGCCAGAGCACCAAGAGCCGCUACGUCCCCAAUGGGAAGCUGGCGUCCUACACAGUGCGUGACCUGCUUCCGGGACGGCGGUACCAGCUCUCCGUGACGGCCGUGCAGGGCACGGAGCUCGGGCCACUGCACAGCGAGCCCGCCCACCUCUACAUCAUCACCUCCCCCAGGGAUGGCGCUGACAGACGCUGGCACCAGGGAGGACACCACCCUCGGGUGCUCAGGAACAGACCGCCCCCGGUGCGCCUGCCGGAGCUGCGCCUGCUGAAUGACCACAGCGCCCCCGAGACCCCCACCCAGCCCCCCAGGUUCUCGGAGCUUGUGGACGGCAGAGGAAGAGUGAGCGCCAGGUUCGGCAGCUCACCCAGCAAAGCAGCCACCGUGAGAUCACAACCCACAGCCUCAGCGCAGCUCGAGCACACCGAGGAAGCCCCCAAGCAGGUCAGCCUGGCCCUCCAGCUCCCUGAACACGGCAACAAGGACCUUGGGAACGUCCCUGGGAACUGUUCAGAAAACUUCUGUCAGAACGGAGGCACCUGUGUGCCGGGCACGGACGCCCACAGCUGUGACUGCGGGCCAGGGUUCAAAGGCAGACGCUGCGAGCUCGCCUGUAUAAAGGUGUCCCGCCCCUGCACAAGGCUGUUCUCUGAGACAAAGUCCUUUCCAGUCUGGGAGGGAGGCAUCUGUCACCACGUGUAUAAAAGAGUCUACAGAGUUCACCAAGACAUCUGCUUCAAAGAGAGCUGUGAAAGCACAAGCCUCAAGAAGACCCCAAACAGGAAACAAAGUAAGAGUCAGACACUGGAGAAAUCUUAAGGAUUUAAGACGUUCUUGUUACACUCCACCAACCUCACGAGUUUCUAAAACCCAGGAAGAUGAGGUCUAAAAACUGGAUGAAAAAGGACACCCUGAGAGAAAAGGUCCUCGCUGGAGUCGGUCCCCUCUGGGACCUCUCUCCUCACGCCUCUAGAAGACAGAUGGCCAGGCCUGUGCACACACCAGCCCGCCCUGAGAGUCCCCUCUGGGACCAAUCACCUAUGAGUCCUGCGAUGCAUUAAGCAGCCUGUGCCCUCACCCAGGCUGCUGUUCCCGAAGGUGUGGUCUGUGCCUCUGCGGAUGGGAUGACAGCUGGCCAUUCCCCGGGAUCAGUGAGGCUGUCAGCCUUGCUUCUGCAGUAUUCGGAAACCUGUUCUUACACUCCAAAGCCAGAGAAAGAAUUCUGCCUUCGAGGCCUAAUAAAUUGAGAAGGAACCGUGAUGGACCACUUCCAAAACAGAGAUGGGGGGCAGUGGCCGAAGGGCAGAGACCAGGUGAUGCUGGGAGGAAAGCCGGGUUGCAGACACAGCCGCCCCUGCUCUGGUCCUUCAGCGUGUUUAUGAUGCUCGUGCAGGUCGACAAGCCAUCCUACGGACUAGGACAAUUCAGAAGAGGAAAUGGUAACACGAAGGUGGAGUUCAGACUCUCAGACAACAGCAGGGCUGGCAGCGUUUCUCUGUAAAGGGUCAGACAGUAAGUAUUUUCAGCUCUGCAGACCAGAGGUCCCUGCGGCUACAGCACAGACACAGCCACAGGCGUGGAAUUGAACGGCUGUGGCAAUGUUCCAAUAAAAACUUAUUUACAAUAACAGGUGGGGGCCAGAUGGGCCCAUGGGCCAUAUUUGGUGAACCCUGUUCUAUGAGAUCACCUAGGCUUCAGCCUUCAACAGUGGAAGCCAUCCCUGAAUGACAGGUCACAAGGGCAUCAAAGACCCCUGAAUUUUCAUGGAAAAAGCUAUCCAGACCCCUACUUGGAAAGCGGCACACUGCCGCGAAGCAGCAAGGACGUCUUACAAGUCUCAGUGCAACAGAGACAGACACCUGGGCUGGGCUGGACAAUGUUUAAAGUUCCUAUUAGUCCAUGACUCGAGUAAUACUGUUUUAGGCUAUCGGGUAGUAAACACGAUCUUAGACAUCCCCAUCUUCAGAAGCAGGACAGUGUGGCACCUCAGCACACCCGCUUCCCACCGUGCUGCAGAGCAGCUGUCUUCCCCUGAGAAUGUUUCAACCAGAGCAGCCGAUCGCACCUCCUCUCGUGUUGAGCCUCACGAUGGCUGACCCCGCGGGAAAGCCGGCGCCCUGCCGCACCGCCCUGAUUGCAGAGCCAGCAUUCCAGCCACAGAGGGCCUCCUUCCUUUCAUCUUUUAUAAAAAUGUGUUUUGAAGAGUUAGAGUAUAUUUUAGGCUUUUUAUCUUUAUUAAAAUUUCAUGUGCAUGUG
Molecule: messenger RNA, 5559 nt
Organism: Mandrillus leucophaeus (drill)
Lineage: Eukaryota; Metazoa; Chordata; Mammalia; Primates; Cercopithecidae
Gene: SNED1
Product: sushi, nidogen and EGF-like domains 1
Exons: 32
Coding region: 1-4122 (1373 amino acids)
Biological process (GO): heterophilic cell-cell adhesion; cell-matrix adhesion; establishment or maintenance of epithelial cell apical/basal polarity
Cellular component (GO): protein-containing complex; plasma membrane
Molecular function (GO): calcium ion binding; protein binding
Source: RefSeq, a predicted model, not a curated record